Letharia columbiana is the source of this 354-nucleotide messenger RNA. RefSeq lists its product as uncharacterized. The record is from RefSeq and is a predicted model, not a curated record. NCBI's taxonomy places the organism in Eukaryota, Fungi, Ascomycota, Lecanoromycetes, Lecanorales, Parmeliaceae. The coding region runs from base 1 to 354 and encodes 117 amino acids. The transcript has a single exon.
AUGUGCUACAUGAACCAGUCGAUUUGCAUCGGCUGCUCCCACACCAUCACCACCCCAGUCCGCCACCUCUCUCCACGCACACCGGACCUGCUUCACAAAAUCUGCUCUGGCAGAAACGAUGUCGUAUGCCAUACCCGACACCACAGUAUCGAGUUCUGCCUCUUCUGCUACGAGAAUAAGCUCAAAGCCAUAGAGGCGCAGUUUACCUUCAAGGCGAGGGUUGAGAUGGAAAAGGGAAAGUUGCUGGGAUUUGGGAAGGGUCAACUUGAGGAGGUGAGGAAAAGGUUGACGAAGGAGUGGAAGAGGGAGGUGAGGAGAUUGAAUGUCGAAUGGGAGGGUAUGUGGAGCGUCUAA